CCAGAAGACAAAGUUCAGAGUAACAGUGGUGGGGGUGGGGGUGGGGGUCUUGAUGAGCCGCAGGAUGAAAUGAACACAAUAGAGAUGGGGAUCUGACGCACGGUUGGGUGAUCCUGGAGUGGGAACCAGAAUGUGCAAACCCUAGAAUUCUAGAAGCUUAGUACAAUUGACUCAGACUCUGGGAACUUACUGACUGUGGACCACUUUGAUGGAAGGAUUGAGUUGCCAGUCUGUGGUUGGGUCUUGAGCUCCCUCGAGAACUGAAAGGACUUUCUAGAGGUAGCAGAAGGAAUGGGACCCCAAAAACUGAGCAGGCCCUGAGCUGAGGAGCCAACAGAAUGCCUGGCUUGCUGAACCGCAUCACGGGGGCAGCCCUGCCUCUCACUGCGUCUGAUGUCACCACUUAUGUCAGCGGCUAUGCCCUGGGGCUCACGGCCUCCCUCACCUACGGCAACCUGGAGGCUCAACCCUUCCAAGGUCUGUUCGUGUAUCCGAUGGAUGAGUAUACCACAGUGGUUGGUUUUGAGGCAGUCAUUGCUGACCGUGUUGUCACCAUACAAAUCAAAGACAAAGCCAAGCUGGACAGAAGUCAUUUGGAUAUCCAGUCUGCCACUGUCACAGGGAACAUUCCACAAGAGGGGGUUCCCAUCGCCCCUCAUUCCUGCGCAUCGGGAAAGGUGGCCUUGGAUGAGGAUCUGGAGCGGAUUCUGUUCGUGGUCAACCUGGGGACCAUUGCCCCCAUGGAGAAUGUCACCAUCUUCAUCAGCACCUCCUCGGAACUGCCCACGCUGCCCAGCGGGGCUGUGAGGGUCCUCCUGCCGGCUAUCUGUGCCCCGACCGUGCCUCAGUUCUGCUCUCACAGUUCCCGCUCCUCCAGACAACAGGCUCAAGGCAAAGACCCACACUGCUUCGGCAUCCAGACUGUGAACUCCUGGAAUGGGCUGUGUCUGGCCACCCUCCUGGAUACAGAGGUGACCAACCCAAUGGAAUAUGAAUUCAACUUUCAGCUGGAGAUUCGUGGGCCAUGUCUGCUUGCAGGGGUGGAGAGUCCCACUCAUGAAAUCCGCGCGGACGCCGCUCCCUCUGCACACUCAGCCAAGAGCAUCAUCAUCACCUUGGCCAACAAACACACCUUUGACCGACCAGUGGAGAUCCUCCUCCACCCCAGUGAGCCCCACAUGCCGCACAUCCUGGUGGAGAAAGGGGACAUGACCCUGGAGGAGUUUGAGCAGCACUUGAAGGGAAAAGCGGAUUUCAUUCGGGGGAUGAAGAAGGACAACAGUGCCGAGCGGAAGACAGAAGUCAUCCGGAAGCGUCUCCACAAAGAUAUUCCCCACCACUCGGUCAUCAUGCUCAACUUCUGCCCUGACCUCCAGUCUGUGCAGCCCAACCUGAGAAAGACCCACGGGGAGUUCAUCUUUCUCAUCGACAGGAGCAGCAGCAUGAGCAGGACCAGCAUCCAGUGCGUCAAGGAGGCCAUGUUGGUGGCUCUUAAGAGCCUCAUGCCGGCCUGUCUCUUCAAUGUCGUUGGGUUUGGAUCCACAUUUAAGACCGUCUUUGCUUCCAGUCAGAUCUAUAAUGAGGCGAACUUGGCCAAGGCAUGUGACUGCAUCCAAAGAAUACGGGCUGACAUGGGCAGCACCAACAUCCUCUCCCCUCUCAAGUGGAUCCUGCGGCAGCCAGUACACCAGGGCCACCCGAGGCUACUCUUCCUGGUUACUGAUGGGGCUGUGAGCAACACAGGGAAGGUUCUGGAGCUGGUGCGGAAUCACGCCUUUUCUACCAGGUGCUACAGUUUUGGGCUUGGACCCAGUGUCUGCUACAGACUGGUGAAAGGACUGGCGUCCGUAUCCAAGGGCAGUGCGGAGUUCCUGUCAGAGGGGGAGCGGCUGCAACCAAAGAUGAUCAAAUCCUUGAAGAAGGCCAUGGCGCCAGUGCUGAGCGACGUGACCGUGGAGUGGGUCUUCCCUGAGACCACAGAGGUCCUGAUCUCACCUGUUAGCACCAGCUCCCUCUUCCCUGGAGAACGUCUGAUGGGCUACGGCAUCGUAUGCGACGCCUCCUUGUACAUUUCCAAUUCCAGUCCCGACAAAAGGCGAAAGUACGGCAUGCUGCAAGCUCAGGAGUCCAGCAGCUCGGUUUUCUAUCACUCUCAGGAUGAGGGACUUGGCCCGGGCAGUGGGAACUGUGCCAAAAUCUUCAACCCAGGGCAGACCCAAGAUGCCCAUCCGUGCAAUGGAGACUCCCCCCGCCUUCACGGUCUGGAUGUCUCCCGGCGACGGAGGGCGUACAGCACCAACCAGAUCUCUAGCCAGAAGACCAGCCCAAGGCCCACCACAGCCAGCGACCCCACUGGGAUUGCCAAGAGACACCCACUGCGAAAAGCCAAGGUGCAGGACCUUGCCAGUCAGAGCAGCUCAGAGAACCAGCGGUGGCGUAUUGAUCUGCAGCCCUUACUCAGCAGUGGCCAUGACCUGAGCCAGGGCCCCAGACUUCGCGGCCCAGGGGCCCGCAGGCCCUCCCUACUGCCCCAAGGCUGCCAGUCCUUGCUGCUCUCUGGCCAGGAGCCCCAGGCCUGGAAUCCUAUGAAGGAGCUGGACCCUGGUCCCAGCCCUAAGUCUGCCCCUGACAGCCGAAGCUCUGAGGAUCUGGAGCCACCCCAUCACCCCUCCACCUUUGAAACCGAGCCAUCCUCAGACUGGGAGCCCAUGGCUGAGUCAGAGGAGCAAGUCAGUCCCUGCAGGCCUGCCACCCCAGGCCCUGUACAGGGGAAGGCCUUGGUCAAAGGCCUGUGCGACAACCAGCGUCUGCAGUGGGAGGUGAGCUUUGAGCUGGAACCGCCUGCCCUGCAGAGGGAGGACGAUCAGGAUGCCGACAUGUGGAGCGAGACCUUCCACCACCUGGCAGCGCGCGCCAUCAUCCGUGACUUUGAGCAGCUGGCGGAGCGUGAGGACGAGAUCGAGCUGGGGUCCAAUCGCCGGUACCAGGUGAACGCUGUGCACACCAGCAAGGCCUGCAACAUAAUCAGCAAGUACACGGCCUUCGUGCCUGUGGACAUAAACAAGAGGCGGUACCUGCCCUCGGUCGUGAAGUACCCCAACUCCGGUGCCACGCUUCGAAUGGUCAGCUUCCGGAACCUGACCCGACAGUGGAAAGGCUUGUCUUCUGGUGUUGGAAGGUCCCAGACCAUGCUUAGAGAACACGCCUCAGCUGCAGGAGACAGCCAAUUCCAGACCAUAGCCCUAGAAGAAAGCCCUGCUUCGACCUUCAAUAAGAUCCUGUCCCCCACCCACGAGAAGCACACAGCCGCAGAAGGUCCUCCUCACAACCUGUCCUCCAUGAAGGCCUCUGAGACUCUCUUUGGAUCUAAAUUGAAUCUCAACAAGCCCAGGCUGCUAACCCGAGCUGCCAAAGGUUUUCUCAGCAAAUCAAUGGCCAAGACCCCAGAGCCAACUCCGGGCAGCCAGAGCUUGGACUACAUACCGGUGCCACCAAGGCAGAGGAAGCAGCCGGGUGUGCAUGUUAGCCAGUGCCCGCGUCAGGAAGUUUUUCUACACGUGGCUGUCCUUACCUGAAAAAUUCACAGGACUUUGGCACUGUCCUACGACCUCAUCCACUUGCCUGCUCUCAGUACAUAAAAGUAAGCCUUGAAAUGACUCGUAGGUGAGUAAAAGUCACUUCCUGAGGACAUGCCCCGACUCCAAAAGUGGUUCUGUAGGUGGCCCAGGGUGCCACGGUGGGAAGAGAAGCCUGGCUCUUCAGUCUGCCUCUCUGAGUCAAGGAACAAGGCGAGCAGGUCCUACCACCUCUGAGUGUCCCUGAGCUGGGAGUUCAUGGGGCGCAUGAAGGAGAGGCACAGUUUUGGGUACAUCACUUCAGGUGUCCCUCCCUCCAUACCCAGGUGUGUGUGUGUGGCAUCAUUUGGCAUCCCCAAAAGUCCAGGUCAGCUGAGCACUUACAUAUAUGGUGGCUGUGCAGGGGUUAACUGAGCCUGCUCAGUGCAGAUCCUGGGGAGAUGACCUGGAGUUAGAUAAAUGUAGUUCCUGGGAUGAAGCAUCCCGUGGAAGGCAGACUAGGAACCAGGCAAUCUGACCCCUUGGGAGAAGUGGGGGGGUUGCUUUGGUGGGAAAUACAGGUAAGGCCCUGGAGCCUGAGGCGGGGGUGCUGACAGAACGGACUCCCGAAGAAGGCAGUGGUUGAGCCAAGACCUGACUCUUAAGGAGUCAUGGCCAAAGGCCCUGAGAGGAGAUAGCUUGGCAUCUGGAGAAUGGAGCUGAGGGGUGGAAAUGCAGUAAAAAGAAAAAGGGGGGGAAGGUGGUGCAGGGUUUUAUAAAUCACACACUGGAUUUAGUCUAAUAGAAAACUGAGUAAGUGGGAAAUUGGUCCGGGCCUUCAGAAAAUAUGUUUCCUAGGCUUUGUGGAGGGAGGGCCCUCUGAGUGCAGGACAGAUGAGCAGAUGUGGAGGAGGAAAGAAAGGGGGGCAGGGAAUGUGUGAGAAGGCAGGCAGUGGGCUGUAGCCUGUUAGGACAUAAAGAGUGACCAGCAUGCAUGCAGGAAUAGGAGUGAGCAGACUGGAGUCUGCUGGACAGGCCUCAACAAUCCCAGUGACCAAACAGAGCCUCCACAGGGUGAGAGACAGGUUUGGAGCCAGGAUAGUGAGUUUAGCUUAGAGAGUGAUUGACCCACCGUGCUGAAGGAUAAAAUGAAGCCUUGCCCUGUUGACUUGGGGCAUCCUGAAAAUAGGCAGAGUGGGCAGGAGGAGAUGACCGAGCAGACUAUGCGGAUCUGGAUUUCAUGUGGUGGGGAGCUCCAUGGCCUGAGAGGUUUGAAGCCC
This is a messenger RNA of Myodes glareolus (Bank vole), 4834 nucleotides long. The record is from RefSeq and is a predicted model, not a curated record. Lineage: Eukaryota; Metazoa; Chordata; Mammalia; Rodentia; Cricetidae.